Molecule: messenger RNA, 2132 nt
Organism: Tympanuchus pallidicinctus (lesser prairie-chicken)
Lineage: Eukaryota; Metazoa; Chordata; Aves; Galliformes; Phasianidae
Gene: FKBP6
Product: FKBP prolyl isomerase family member 6 (inactive)
Exons: 8
Coding region: 50-1036 (328 amino acids)
Molecular function (GO): peptidyl-prolyl cis-trans isomerase activity; protein binding
Source: RefSeq, a predicted model, not a curated record
GAUUGGCGCGGAGCUGAGGGGCGGGACCGGGCGCGAGGCGCGGCGGGCGAUGGAGGCGGGCGGCGAGGCGCGGGACGGGAGCGGGGUCUCGCUCUCCUUUCGUUUCCGCUGUGCGCUGCGAGCCCGCGGCCUGCAGGACAUCAGCGGCGACGGCGGGGUGCUCAAGGAGCUGCUGCGGCCCGGCACCGGGCAACCCGUGCCGCCGGCUGCCACCGUGGCGGUGAAGUACUCUGGGUAUCUGGAGCAUAUGGAUAAGCCCUUCUGCACAAACUGCACCAAGAAGCUCCCGAGGCUGAUGAAGCUUGGAGAAGACAUUACGCUGGGGGGUCUGGAAAUUGGUGUGCUCACGAUGAAGAAGGGAGAGGUGGCAAGGUUUAUCUUCGCACCAAACUAUGCCUACGGCCAGCAGGGUUGCCUUCCUCUGAUCCCCCCAAAUGCCACGGUCUUAUUUGAAGUGGAACUGAUAGACUUCCUAGACUCUGCUGACUCCGACACGUUCUUUGCGUUGACAGCUGAGCAGCAGGAUACGUUUCCUCUACAAAAGGUGUUGAAAGUGGCAGACGUGGAGAGAGAGUUUGGCAAUUAUCUCUUCCGUAAGCAGUGCUUUGAGGGUGCCAAAGACAGAUACAAGAGGUUCUUUUCCCUGUCUGCUCAGGCGUACUCCAUCCUUGGUCGCAGCCCUUCCAGCGAGGCAGAGCUGUGUCAGAUUGAUGCUUCCAAGUUGCUGGUGCUCCUGAAUCUCUCGAUUACCUGCCUGAAGCUGGAAUGUCCUGCCCGAGCUCUGAUGUAUGGGGAAAAAGCCUUGGAGAUUGACAAAAGAAAUGUCAAGGCGCUGUUCAGGUGUGGCCAGGCUUGUCUCUGCAUGGCAGAAUACGAAAAAGCUCGGGACUUCCUGAUCAGAGCUCAGCAUAUAGAGCCGUUUAACCACGAUAUUAACAACGAACUGAAAAAGCUGGCAAGCUGCUACAGAGACUACUUGGACAAGGAGAAAAAAAUGUGCUGCCGAAUGCUUGCUGCUCCCAACUCUUCUUCGUGACCAGGAAUAAAGGACUUCUCCAGCUGACGAAAGGAACGGUCCUUGGGCGAAAAGGAGACCUGUCCCUGGGCACGUGGAGGGUGUGAUGUUGGAUCUGUGUGUUUUGGGAGAAGCACGACGUGGAGCUCCUCGUGUGUGCACAGCGUGGUUUUCCUGAAGUUGGUUUAUUUAGCAAUUCCAGGGCUGUUUGUAGAAGAACCGAGCCCUUUAUUCUUCCAUGAACAUUCCUUGAACGUUCCUGACAUCCCACCUCUUGCAGAUUAUGGGCUGCUUUAAGGGAAUCUGAAAGUACAAGUAGGAUGCCAUGAGUUUUGUAUUGCUUAUACAGAUUGUUCUUUAAAAGGUUAUGUUUAAUAUUGUUUUUGUUCUGAGAAAAUAAACCGAUCUGAGAACUAGCGCUGGCAGGACCUGUGCCAGUUUAUUGUGCAAGAGUGAUUAAUGUCUCUUUCAGUGUAAGGAACUGGAAUUUGGAAAUAGAGUCCAGUUUGUUAAUGUAGCUAACUGCUUGGGCAACAGCAUGCUAUGCUCUUUGUUUUGGCUGAACAUUCCAGUGAGUGUUAAUACUAUAUUUCAAAUUACCUCAGAAUACCAUCUUUUCCCCUUCAAAUAUUGCUGACUUUCCUAGUGUUGAUCAAGUUGGUUUCCUUUCGGAGCAGAACACGCCGUGUUCCCCCUGCAUCGCUCUGAACGCAGGCACGGCUGAGCUGAUAAAUGCAAAACCUCUUGGUGAGGUGGCAGCAAGGCAGUGUAGAAGCUGCAAGAAGCCACGUGGAUUCUGCAAAGAAGGAACCCGGUAACUCGGAACACUGUUUUAAUGAUUUCUCCCAUCCGUGUUUGACUAGUUUGGAUAAUGUCUUCUAAGCAUAAUUCAGUGCCUUGUUGUUGACUUGCAGGGCAGGGAGAGUUGCCUGUGGUCAGUGUGUGUUCCAAGGUGGCCUCUUGCCAGGAGAGAAACGUCUGAAGUGCUCUUGUUUUCCCCAGUUCUGCCGACAUCUUUAUGGCUUUUUGGACUCAAUACCACCACGCUCUGAUGGUAUCUUAAAAUAAAAUGCCCUCUUGGUAGGACAUACUGGAGAGGAAAAAAAAAAAAAACAAA